This is a messenger RNA of Brassicogethes aeneus, 2261 nucleotides long. The record is from the annotation of a GenBank genome assembly. Lineage: Eukaryota; Metazoa; Arthropoda; Insecta; Coleoptera; Nitidulidae.
GCGCACUUUAUUUCAGUUUUUAAAACUGUCAAAAUUUAAAUUAUGGAAAAUAUUUCAGAUAAGCUUGAUAAUCUCAGUUCGGUUAUUUACAAUGAAUUUAAAAGAAUUAAAGAAAAAAUUGGUACCGAAAAAGGAGAGUUUUCUUCAAUUUCCAAUGAUUUGGACACCUCGUUUCUAAGAAUAAGAAAUAUAAUAAAUAAAAUUAAAGAACAAUAUUGGGAAAGUAAAGCUCAAAUAAUAACAAAAAGAAUUUCAGAUUUAGAAAAAGCUGAAUCCAAAAUGGAAACGACUGGAAUAAAUUCACAGAUUACUUAUUGCUACAUUUUAAAUGAAUUAAAAUAAAGAUUGUUUUUUUUGUUGGCGUUUAUUUGUUGGGUUAUGUGUAUUGUAUUGUGGCGCCCCUUGUCAAAAUAAAAAAAUGUCUUAAAAAAUGUUACUUAAUCGACGAAUUAUGUUACAAAACAACAUAAUAAAGCUAGCUAAUAACAGAAAUAUGUAGUGUGGUAGUAUUGUUAUUGCGGUAAAUUAGUUGGUUAAAUUGAUUUUCCACAGGCGAACAUAACCUACAAAUAUGAAUGUAGAAGUUAAUAGAUUGGAAACUUUUAGUGAUUGGCCUUUUAUUGUUGGCGUAUACCCAGCAAAAAUAGCAAAAGUAGGUUUUUUCUACACAAAAAAUGCUCAAACAGUGGAAUGUUUUGCCUGCCACUUGCAAAUAUCCAAUUGGAAUCAUGGUGACCAAGUAUUGUCAUUGCACAGAAGCUUAAGUCCUGAUUGUCCCUUUGUGAAGGACCCCAUAAACUCAGGUAAUAUACCACUACCUCCAACAGUGCCUUCAUCAUCCACCAUUACUAAUUUACAAAACGAGGAGGAUCGAUUGGCCACUUUUGAAAAUUGGCCUGUGUCUCACAUAGUUACACCUACAGAUUUGGCAAAAUCAGGGUUUUACUACUUAAAGGACCGUGAUAGAACCAAAUGCGCAUUCUGUCAGGGCAUUGUUAUGUCCUGGGAACCAGGUGACAACCCUGAUAUGGAACACAAAAGACAUUUUCCUAGAUGUUCAUAUGUUAAUAGUGUAAUUACUCCUAGAUUAUUUCUAAACAAGCCAAGUACCCCAAAUAAUAAUAUUGCAUUAGCCAUUAGAAGUGCAGAAGUCAAUCAAGAUGGUGACUCUCUAAAUGCUUUGGGAGUUUUUAUGCACCAGGGACCUAAACACCUUCAAUAUGCCACAAUAGAAGCUAGACUAAGAACUUUUACACUAUGGCCUGCAGAAUUGAUUCAAACCCCUGAUAUUUUGGCACCAGCAGGGUUUUAUUAUGAAGGUGUCAGUGACCAAGUCAGAUGUUUUCAUUGUGAUGGAGGCCUAAGGAACUGGGAUCCCAUCGAUGAUCCAUGGACCGAACAUGCUAGAUGGUUUCCAACUUGUUCUUUUGUAAAAUUGGUGAAGGGUCAAGAAUUUGUUCAGGCCUGUAAUAUUGAAUCAGGACCAACAAAUGACCAGGAAAAACGACGUGGUCCUUCAGUAUCAACUCAGGAAAAACCGGUGCCAAAGCCUGUAAUCGCAAGAAGGGAAGUGACCGAAAGGGAAGUACAGGAACAUAUAUCAAGUCCCGUUGCUAUUGCAGCUUUAAAUAUAGGAUUAAAUCUAGAAAGAAUUAAACGUGCAAUUAGAGAAAAGUUGGAGCAAACUGGGAGAUCCUACUCCCAACCUGAUGCUCUUGUAGAAGCAGCGUUAAACCUACAACACGAUGAAGAUGAUUCUAUUACUGAAACCGAUGAUUCUUCUAAUGUUCGUAGACAAAUUAGACAAAUUCCUCAGCCAAAUACAUACAUGCCAAUGGAUACUUUGGAUCUAGAAAUUAAUGUUAAAGAAAGAACUCCUACUUCAGUUAAAUCUCAAACAGAUACGAAACCUGUUACUUUGGAGGAGGAAAAUCGUCAACUAAAAGAGGCCAGGUUGUGUAAGAUCUGCAUGGACAUCGAAGUAGGUAUAGUUUUCUUGCCGUGUGGACAUUUGGCCACCUGUGUGAAUUGUGCUCCGAACUUAGAGGCUUGUCCUGUUUGUAGAUCGGCCAUUAAAGCCACAGUUAGAACGUUCUUGUCCUAAAUACAUUAUUUAAAUUAACGUAGCAUAUUUUUGUGUUAACAAGAGUUUUAUUUAUAAACAUAUAAAAAUUAUUAUAAAUUAAGUAUUGCGAAAUAAGGGGUUGUUGAUUUGUGAAAACUUGUUCAUAUUUUAUCUGUUACUAGACAAUUUAUUAAAG